This is a messenger RNA of Portunus trituberculatus (swimming crab), 2269 nucleotides long. RefSeq names its product delta(3,5)-Delta(2,4)-dienoyl-CoA isomerase, mitochondrial-like. NCBI's taxonomy places the organism in Eukaryota, Metazoa, Arthropoda, Malacostraca, Decapoda, Portunidae. Gene Ontology annotation, molecular function: delta(3,5)-delta(2,4)-dienoyl-CoA isomerase activity. The record is from RefSeq and is a predicted model, not a curated record. Gene Ontology annotation, cellular component: mitochondrion. Bases 1 to 942 code for a protein of 313 amino acids. The transcript has 8 exons.
AUGUGGGCUCUACGGUUCAUGGCAGAUUUGAAAGCAGGGGGUGUGGCAGCAGCGGCAGUGGGUGGGGGUGCCAGGAGGGGCUUUGCGGCGGCGGCAGCGGAGGGGUACAAAUAUGAGACCCUCGCAGUGACAGAGCCGAGGAAAAAUGUGUUCAUGGUGAAGAUUAACCGUCCAGAGAAACUCAAUGCCAUGAACCUUGUGUUUUGGAGAGAGAUCGGCGCUUGUUUUGACCAGCUGAGUGAAGACACAUCCUGCCGGGCGGUGGUGCUUGGGGCAGAGGGACGGGUAUUCACAGCAGGGAUUGACCUCAUGGACCUAGCCAGCAUCGGGGCGGCUGCUGAGGGCGGGGACGGGGCGGAUGUGGCGAGACGGGGCAGGGUGAUCCACAAAGCCAUCAGAGAGUUCCAGACGUCCUUCAGUGCCUUGGAGCGGUGCCCCAAGCCAGUGAUCGCAGCGGUGCACAGUGCGUGUGUAGGGGGCGGUGUUGACCUGGUGUGUGGUGCUGACAUCCGCUACUGCUCCUCCGAUGCCUGGUUCCAAGUCAAGGAGGUGGAUGUGGGCCUGGCAGCGGACGUGGGCACCCUCCAGAGGCUUCCGAAGGUGGUGGGAGGCCAGAGUCUAGCCAGGGAACUUGUCUUCACGGCACGCAAAAUGUUCUCUAGUGAAGCUCUCCAGUGUGGCUUCGUUUCCAGGGUGUUUGAGGAUAAAGAGAGCCUGGAGGAGGGGGCAGUCGAGCUGGCUUCCACCAUCGCCAGCAAGUCUCCUGUGGCAGUGCAGACCUCAAAAAUAGCCCUAAUUUACUCAAGAGACCAUGGUGUGGAAGAGGGUCUGGAUUACAUGGCCAAACUCAACAUGCUGAUGCUACAGAGCGAGGACGUAAGGAUUGCGGCCAUGGCGAUGAUGAGCAAGGGUGAAAACAAGGCUAUAUUCUCCAAACUAUAGACUUUAAACUACCUCCACCCUGCCUCGCGUCACCCUGCCACCCCCGCCACACCCCCACACCACGGCAGGGUGCGUCAGGGGCAAGAAAGUGUCAUAUUGUAAUUGUUAGGGUGUUCACGGGUGUUUAGGUUAGGUUAGGUUUAUUUUGGGGGGUUUGUGUGUGGUGCCUUUGACGAGAGAGAGAGAGAGAGAGUGAGAGUGAGAGAAUAUGAAUGUAAAGUGAUAUUAGGCAUUAAGUCUCUCUCUCUCUCUCUCUCUCUCUCUCUCUCUCUCUCUCUCUCUCUCUCUCUCUCUCUCUCUCUCUCUCUCCUCUCCUCUCCUCUCCUCUCCUUUCCUCUCCUCUCCUCUCCUUUCUCUCUCCCUCCCUCUCCUCUCCUCUCCUUUCUCUCCUCUCCUCUCCUUUCCUCCUUUCUCUCCCUCUCCUCCUCCUUCCCUCUCUCCCUCUCUCCUGUAUAUAUGACAGUGUAGAUAGAUAGAUAGAUACAUGUAUAAUUGUCUAUUUUCCACAGCAGUCCACAGCAAAUCUCUCUAUAUUUCUAUACACACUUUUGUUGGUAGAGAAAAAUUAGACUGGUGUUAAUAGGGAACUUAAAGAUAGACUGUAAAUAGGCUCAAAAUAAUUGCUGUAAGGUUCGCAUAGGCCUAGGAAAUUGUACAAGAUAGGAUGGGGGGGUUAAGAAAUUUAUUUAUUUAUUUUUUCUCUAGGAGGGAGGGAGAUAUAUCUAUAAAAAAGCCUACUUGAAUGUUGGUUCUGUAUUACAUAGGCCUUGUACUGGUGAAGUGAUGGUCAGGCAUUGUGAGACCCGAGGCUGACGGUGAAGUGGUCCCAGAAUGAUGGUGUGUCUUUAUGGGGAGACGGUGUAGUGUUGGAAGGACAAACAACAUGCAGUGCUUCAUAAAUUAUUGUAUAGAGUUGUGAGAAAAACUAAAAUUGUGUUGGGUGUGAGAAAAACUUGAAAAUUGUGUUGUUUUACUGAGAAAAACUUGAAAAUUGUGUUGAAAAUUUCAGUAGAGUUUUCAGAAAUAUGUGUAAUCUGAAGUUUAUAAUUUUGUUAGUGGAAAAUUGUUAGUUUUUGGACACUUGGGAGAGACUUGUGUUGUGUUGUAUAGAGUUGAGAAAAACUAAAAUUGUGUUGUGAGAAAAACUUGAAAAUUGUGUUUUGUGUUGUUUUACUAAGUUGAAAAUUUCAGUAGAGUUUUCAGAAAUUUGUGUAAUCUGAAGUUAUAAUUUUGUUAGUUGAAAAUUGUUAGUUUUUGGACACUUGGGAGAGAGACUUGUGUUGUGUCCAAGUGUUGAUUGACUAAAAUAAAAGGUAAGGAAGGGAGA